Messenger RNA from Penicillium nucicola, 1527 nucleotides. RefSeq lists its product as uncharacterized. Gene Ontology annotation, biological process: transmembrane transport; metal ion transport. Bases 1 to 1527 code for a protein of 508 amino acids. Gene Ontology annotation, cellular component: membrane. Gene Ontology annotation, molecular function: metal ion transmembrane transporter activity. The transcript is spliced from 7 exons. Lineage: Eukaryota; Fungi; Ascomycota; Eurotiomycetes; Eurotiales; Aspergillaceae. The record is from RefSeq and is a predicted model, not a curated record.
AUGACGGCUAAUAGCUCUGCAACCAUCAAUUACUGGCAGUGGAAGGAGCCUGGGGGCAAUAAUUCGCUCCCCGGUAGCACCCAAUCAUCGCUACCGGGAGAUGAAAACCUACCGGUGCCUCAACGCUUAAAUCGGACCGAUCUCUUACAAUAUGAUUUCUUUGGGAAGCCAGGUAUUCAUGUAAUUUUUAUGCCAAAAGUCGACGAAGAAAUUUUGAAAUUGCCAGGCAGUACUGAAUUGUGCAGGCAAUUAUCUGAGAAGUUCUUUCUUCCUGGGUUCUUUUUUGAAAGACUUGGAUGGAACGCAAAUGGCAUGUUUGGGAGUACUGAGGAUAUUUCACAAAAUGAUUCAGAUGCCAGCUAUGGUGAGAUACAUUUUGCUAAUACAAAGCCCUAUGAAGGAACUGUUUCGCGUUUUCUUUCUAAAAAGAUCAAAGAAAAGCACUCUGGGCUAAUGCCAAACCUAAAAGAUUCACACCAAGCAAAUUCCGAGUCAAUAUUUGCCCCAGAAUACGACUAUGACUGGCACUAUAUGGCCUUCUGUACCUUGUGGAGGGCAUCAUCUGUGGCUCCUACUGAAGGCAGCGGCCAGCUAAGAGCAGAUCAAUCGACUGACCAGACUAAUGUGCUUCUUUGUUUCGAUCUCGAUGAUGAUAGCACCCUCCGACUUAGGCGUCUUUUGCACAAAGCCGAUCUCAGAAACUGGAAGAACGAACCAUUCCUCAUGCUCGAGUUUGCACUCAGCAUUGUGGUAGACCAGUUCGAAGAAGAUCUCUGGAGCUUUCAAAAGCCAGUGCGAGAUAUUGAAAAGACUCGUAGCGGAAAGCUGUUUCAGGAGAAAGAUACCGGCUCAUCGGACGACAAUGACUCUUUCAAAUUCUUGGUCGAGCGAUAUACUCAACUACACGAAUUGUCGCGACAUGUGAUCCAUAUAUCCGAAACGAUGGACGCAGCUUCCAACAGUCUUAGUGCGAUAGUGCGAGACCACAAUAUGUGGACUCAGUCUGGCAUCCGUUCUUCUGCAGUCACGAGGCGUCUUUCUAAAGCACUACUACUGCAUCAGAACAUGAUCUCUAAUUUGAACUUCCGCGCCAAGGCAUUCGUUAGCCGCAUGGAUAAUGAGAUUAAGUGUGCGUCAAACUUUGUGGCAGUUGCCGAUAGUGAAAUAUCGAAGGGAAUUCUCCAGCAAACCCGGAAUGAGGGAAAGGACCUGUCAGACACUGUGGCCCUCCUAACGCUUCUCUUCCUCCCGGGAACUUUCAUCUCGGGAAUAUUCGGAAUGAAUUUCUUCACUCUCGAAGGCGACAACAACCAACCACUACAAUGGAGGGCACAUGCGAAGAUCUGGAUCUUCUUCGCUUGCACAAUUCCCAUUACAAUAUUGGGCUUUGUCGCUUUUAUGCUUGGGCUCAAUUUCCUUGAUUAUAUUCGGAAUAUCCAGAAUUACGUGCGUGAUCAGUACCGCCGAAGGAAAGUGUUAGAUCCCGAAACCGGUUCUAGGAAGUCUAGGUCGUCAAAACGGCCAUGA